Pleurotus ostreatus (oyster mushroom) is the source of this 825-nucleotide messenger RNA. RefSeq lists its product as uncharacterized. NCBI's taxonomy places the organism in Eukaryota, Fungi, Basidiomycota, Agaricomycetes, Agaricales, Pleurotaceae. The record is from RefSeq and is a predicted model, not a curated record. The transcript is spliced from 2 exons. The coding region runs from base 1 to 825 and encodes 274 amino acids.
AUGCCGACUAGCACGAGUGCGAACACGACGCCGGCGCGGGAGUUCCAAUAUAAGCAGCAGGUCCAGCCGUCGACGGCAGCAGAACGUACGCUAUCCACUUCCUCAGCCUCUUCUUCUACAUCCACCUCAUCCUCAUCGACGUCACCACCACCACCACCACCGUCAACGUCAACGUCACCACCGACGCCAAUAACCAACGACAUGCUGCACCACCUCGCCCUGCGCAUGCCCUUCGCGCUGCACCACCCCUCCUCCUCCACAUCCUCGUCGUCCUCCUCCUCGUCCAUAUCCUCCAACGCCUCCUCGUACGCGGGCUCGUACUACUGCUCGACGUCCGCGUCCUCCUCGGGCUCCUCGUCGAACAGGUCGUCUUACGUGCCCCCCUCGCCGACCAUAACGGCCUUCCACACCGCCCCCUCCUCGUCGCACCCCGCCUUCGCGUCGCCGCCACUGCACGGCCCGUCCCCCGCCUCCCGCGCGCCCUCCCCGCCCGCGCCCGCGUCGCUGACGUCCCCCCUCGCGCGCGCCCACCGCGCCCCGCCGCCCGCCGAUGCCCCGCCCCUCCAGAUCCACUCCACCCCCGCCAAGCACACGCUGUGCGUGCAGUUCCCCCAGCGCAUGGGCGCGGAGAUGAAGCCCGAGAUGGUCACCGUGUGCGCGAAGCGAGGCGACAGGCUCGGCAUCGUCGCGGAUGCGUGGCACCUCGAGCGCAAUUGCCACUACGAGUGGGAAGUCGCAUUCCCGCCGCACGACGCCGACAUGGCGCACGUCCACGCAAAGUUCCUCCCCGGUGGCUGCCUCACCAUCGACGUCUGGCGGCGCUGA